Messenger RNA from Musa acuminata subsp. malaccensis (wild Malaysian banana), 1010 nucleotides. RefSeq names its product rac-like GTP-binding protein 5. Gene Ontology annotation, cellular component: cell projection; cytoskeleton; cytoplasmic vesicle. The record is from RefSeq and is a predicted model, not a curated record. Gene Ontology annotation, biological process: cortical cytoskeleton organization; establishment or maintenance of cell polarity; regulation of cell shape. NCBI's taxonomy places the organism in Eukaryota, Viridiplantae, Streptophyta, Magnoliopsida, Zingiberales, Musaceae. Gene Ontology annotation, molecular function: protein kinase binding; GTP binding; GTPase activity.
CAGCCAAAAAGACGUCUUUCUCUCUCGGCGACCGCUUCAACCGCACCAUUUUCCGGCCGAAGCGUUCUUCCCAACCCCCCGACAGCUGAAGAUGUUUACUUGUUGAGGCCGCGCGGAGUCGGGCUCGCACUCCUCGGAGGAGGAGGAGGAGAGGGAAAAGGGUGGAUUUUUUGAGGGAGGAGGAGACCGGCGGAGGAAAUGAGUGCGUCCAGGUUCAUAAAGUGCGUCACGGUGGGGGACGGCGCUGUCGGCAAGACCUGCAUGCUCAUAUCGUACACCAGCAACACUUUCCCCACGGACUAUGUUCCUACGGUAUUUGACAAUUUCAGUGCAAAUGUAGUGGUUGACGGUAACACAGUCAACCUAGGUCUGUGGGAUACUGCAGGCCAGGAGGAUUACAACAGACUUAGACCUUUGAGUUAUCGAGGUGCAGAUGUCUUUCUGCUGGCCUUCUCUCUGAUAAGUAAAGCCAGCUAUGAGAAUGUGGCUAAGAAGUGGAUUCCUGAACUGAGGCAUUAUGCACCUGGUGUGCCGAUAAUUCUUGUUGGAACAAAACUUGAUCUCCGGGAUGACCAGCAGUUUUUUAUAGAUCACCCUGGUGCUGCACCCAUAAGUACUGCUCAGGGGGAGGAGCUGAAAAAGGUAAUUGGCGCUUCUGCAUACAUCGAAUGCAGCUCAAAGACCCAGCAAAAUGUUAAGACGGUUUUUGAUGCGGCCAUCAAAGUGGUGCUUCAACCGCCCAAGCAGAAGAAAAAGAAAGGUGGGGUACAGAAGUCUUGCUCCAUCUUGUGAAUGUUAUGCUUGUGGAAAUGAAUUCAAUGCACUGGCCAUCCUUUCUUGUAGCGUCUUGCUCCGUACGAGAAUCUUGUUUUCGAUACACAAUCGACCGAUGCUCCCAUGGCGCAUCAGGUGAUUGGUUUCCGCUUCUCUGUUGUGAUCUGUAUCGACUUCUCGAGCAUGUACCUAAUCCUAAAUGUCCUAAUGCAUGUCAGUGUACUUACUUGGUUUGA